AUGGAAUCUAACGGAACAUCACUUAAGAUGACGCCUGCCUGGUUCAAGUUGAAUGAUCAACAAGCAGUAUUGAAAGAUAUUGUUUAUCCACCAGCUAUUAACGAUAAUCAACCAUUCGAUACUAUAGCAGCUUAUCGAACAUUUACUAAUAAAUCAAAAGAUUUUUGCCGAAAACCAAUAAAUAUUGCUGAAGAUUCAACAGAAACACUCAUACUUGUUCUCGAUGCCUUCGCUCGCAAAUUCAAUGGCAAUCUGACUAUCACCAUGAAUGAUGUGCCAGUUGAUGACAGUUCUCAUUGUUUAGCUUGCGGUAUAGGCAAUCUUGGCAAUGUUCAUAUGCUUACCAACAACUAUGUACCAAUGGCCAAAGAUUGCGAGAAAUCAGAAAUACUUGAAUCUGAAAUGAGAGGUGGAUAUCCAUACUAUCGUCCGAUUGGUUGGUAUCGUCACGCAUUAAAAAUUGAUCAUAAGCAUCUGGAUGAUGCGACCUGGCUCAGUUGUGACAAUGCUGAUGACGAAUGGCCAGUUGCAUUUCAAGGAACACAUCAAAACACCAUAAACAAUGGUUCACUUCAAUUUGAUGGAAUCGAAAUGAAUGAACCACGACUCUAUUUAGCCACUCAUUGUAAUGGUGGAUCUCACCCACGAUUUACAGAAGUAUUUCCUGUUAAAGUAUCUAAUAAGAAUACAGAAAAUUAUCGGCUGGUGUUUCAGUGUCGUGUUCAACCGAAAAUGUUCACCGUUCAUGAAAGCUCAAUAGAGAAAGGAGAAAUGUGGCGCUUUGCCGAUCCGAAAGCUAUUCGACCGUAUGGCUUAUUGUUAAAAAAAGAAGAAGAAUCAUAA
Molecule: messenger RNA, 843 nt
Organism: Rotaria sp. Silwood1
Lineage: Eukaryota; Metazoa; Rotifera; Eurotatoria; Philodinida; Philodinidae
Source: the annotation of a GenBank genome assembly